CCUGUGACAGUUCUCACAUUUCUGGAACAAGUUUACAAUUACAGAAGAACCUAAUAAUGGCAAUAUGGGUAAACGAGGCAGAAGAGAGAGUCCAUGGGGCCCAGUCCAGCAAGAUGGCGCUGCCCACAUUGUUGCACCUGUUCUCCAAGCUCCUGUCUCCUACCAUUCUCCCAGGUGGCUCUUCAGCGCGAUCAAAGUUCUAUGUUCAGGAGCUGCCACAGGACAGACUUGAUUGGCUGAAAGUUGGACUGACCUUGGGCACCUCUGUAUUCUUGUGGAUCUACCUCAUCAAACAACAUAAUGAAGAUGUUUUAGAGUAUAAAAGAAGAAAUGGAUUGGAAUAA
This is a messenger RNA of Nyctereutes procyonoides (raccoon dog), 344 nucleotides long. RefSeq names its product NADH dehydrogenase [ubiquinone] 1 subunit C1, mitochondrial-like. The transcript has 2 exons. Bases 57 to 344 code for a protein of 95 amino acids. Gene Ontology annotation, cellular component: mitochondrion. NCBI's taxonomy places the organism in Eukaryota, Metazoa, Chordata, Mammalia, Carnivora, Canidae. The record is from RefSeq and is a predicted model, not a curated record.